AUGGCAGACAGAGAAGAUAGAUUGCGACUUGGACGAGUUUCGCAGCAUGCAUUUGUGAGACAAGAGCAGAGUCAGGCCACAGUUACCGAAGCCGAUAUAGUUGAGGCAUAUCUUUCUUCAUCGCAUGCCCAGGACAUUCCCUCGACCUCGUAUCACACCCCAUCUCAUCCACUUUUUCAUCCCAGAGGCGUCGAGAUUCAGCUGAAGGUUCACCACAGGCCUCGUUGGGAUACUUUUGAUUCUCCUCCUGAUGUUGAUAUGGUGCCACCUCUAGAGGAUGAUGACCCACCAUCGGAGGAUGUUGAUGACGACGACAAUAAUGAACCUGAGGGUAUCCCAGGGGGUCCCUCAUAUAUGUCCAUGCUGACAGGGUACGCCGAUCAUACUGCCAGACAUGUCUGGGAUGAAGAGACUCGUCAGACACAGAAGUUCUAUAACCACGGGCAGAAGAUAUUAUCUUUGGAGCAGCCACAUGAGGCUUGGUUCUAG
This is a messenger RNA of Lathyrus sativus (Indian pea), 489 nucleotides long. Lineage: Eukaryota; Viridiplantae; Streptophyta; Magnoliopsida; Fabales; Fabaceae. The record is from the annotation of a GenBank genome assembly.